AUGGCCCGUUUACGUCAACGUAAGAACUCGGAUCCCGAAAAUUUCACCCAAGGAGGUGGUCGUGCGGCGGGAGGAGCAACUCGUGGUGGUCGUGCAGCAAGAGGAGCAAUUGGUGGUGGUCGUGGUGGCAACAACAACAUACCUCGUGCUGGUGGCACUUACACACCUGGCGAUGCAAAUCUGGACAUCAUGAGAAUCAUCCAAGAAGAAGCCCAAAAGAGGGACGAAGACAUCACAAAAGGCGGAGAAGAUACGGGUAACGGGAGAAAGAAAAAGAAGAAGAAAAAGAAUAGAGUCAACGAUAACACCAAUGUCAACAACAGGAACUUAAUCUGGUUCUAUUUGCUUGGGAUAUUUGCAACAUACUCUUCCGUUAUGGCUCCUCUCACAUGUGCCUUCAACGCCGAAGAGUAUUUGCCAUAUCAAAUCAUCAUAGUAAUGGAAUUUGCUUUCAUAGUUGACAUUUUACGUGGAUGGAUAUGCGCCUAUCAUGAUAAUCAGCCCAUCGCUAAUGAUAGGUUUCUCCAUUGGUGUUACAGGAUCUGGUUACUUAAUCCUAGGAAGUUGGAACUUGUAGCUGUGGCUGCUGUCCCAUUGGCUAAUAUUCUCCAGUGUGAGUAUUUAAGGUGGAUUAAUAUUGUUCGGGCUAUGAGAGGAAAGGAGCUAUUAGAGAAACUUGAAAAAGUUGAAAGCUUCAACUAUGCUUUCAUCAUGUUCAUAAAGAUCAUGGCUAUCCAGUUAUACUGCAUACACACAACUGGAUGCAUGUUACAUCAACUUGCCACAGAUUUUGAAGGUCUUCCUCAAAUAUAUCAAACUUGGAUGUCAGAUAUCCAAAUUGGCAACCAAAAUCUCUCAGGACUCGGGAAUGUGCAGAAAUACAUUGCAUCGACCUAUUUUGCCACUGUCACACUGUCCACCGUUGGCUAUGGAGACAUUCACGCAACUAAUCUGACUGAGAUGGUAGCUUUGGCAUGUCUAAUCAUCGUUAGCUUAACUGUGUGGACCUACUUAGGUGUCCAACUAGCAAACCUCUUUGGGAGAAGAUCGAAGAAGCAAAUAGUUGGAGAGAAGAUGGAUAAUCUGGAGAAGUAUCUGAAAGAAGCCAAAAUUGCUGAGAAUUUAGCUGAAGACAUCAGAGGUCAUAUGCAGAUGAAAUACAGUGAUGAUUUCGAUAGGAAAAUUCUUGAAGAUGUUCCAGCUUGUCUCAUAGCCAAGAUAAAUAAAAAUUUCAAUGAAAGCAUUAUCAGGAGUGUCUCUCUAUUCAACGGAUGUUCACCUGAAAAUUUUAAGCAUCUGGCUAGUGGGGCUCAACAAGAUUUCCAUCCCCCAGGAUGCACAGUCUUAAAAGAAGGAAAUAUUGUGAGCCAACUACACAUCUUAUACAAAGGAGGCUUGGAACUAUUGCAAGGAGGAACUGUACAUCCACCUCUUACAAGGCCUACUACAGUCUUCGGAUUAGAAUCAUUCGUCUUGAAUGAACCUCUUCCACAUACUAUCCGAACCUACAAGGAUUUUGCAAUCAAUAGAGGAAAUACAGAGAUCAUCAGUUUCCUCAUGAGUGUAGUAGCAGAAACGAACACUACAGGGAUAGAUCAAGAACAUGCUGAUUAA
Brassica napus (rape) is the source of this 1614-nucleotide messenger RNA. Its product is annotated as potassium channel KOR1. Gene Ontology annotation, molecular function: voltage-gated potassium channel activity. NCBI's taxonomy places the organism in Eukaryota, Viridiplantae, Streptophyta, Magnoliopsida, Brassicales, Brassicaceae. The record is from RefSeq and is a predicted model, not a curated record. The coding region runs from base 1 to 1614 and encodes 537 amino acids. The transcript has 10 exons. Gene Ontology annotation, cellular component: membrane. Gene Ontology annotation, biological process: potassium ion transport; transmembrane transport.